CAUAAGAUUGUUGUUUUGAUUUAAAAAAAACUGUCAAAGUCCACGCUAGGACAGGUGCUAGGCAUGUAACAUCACCUUCCUGCUCCGACUGUUGCGUUCCCGGCGCUUCCUGCAGAGGGAGUGUUCAAAUCCACAACUAACAUGGCUGCUGCCGACAGGAUGAGGACGUGGAGCUGCCCGAAGAGAGGAGUUUUCUGUUCAUGGACAGUCCUAUUUGUAGUUUUAUUGAGUACCAUAAAUGCGGCUGAUGCUGCACCAGAGACGGGGCUUUGGAAAAUAACACUUGUAAAUAGCUCAAGCCCACUACUGUUAAAGAAAUCCAUGUAUAAAGACACUGACAUAAAUUUGCAAGUUAUGGCCGUUGGCUGUCCUGAGGAGGUCGCCUUCACUGUUCACUGGUAUUUAAAGUACUACCCCUGUCACAAUGCAUUCAACAAUAUUGAAGAAAUGUAUGAGCGAAGUCAUGGAGACAGUCUGGAUCCAAAUCCCCGUGGGGAAGGAGAGUAUAUCGAACACAAACACAGUCCUAUAACAUGCAACAGUGGACUGCGCUCAUUUCCAAUGCUCAAAAAAGCCAAGGCAGACCCACAUCCUGUCAGUCCACCUGUUGAGGGAGAAGCCGCACUGGAUGAAAAAGACAACAAAUGGAUUACUGAGGAGUACGAUGACAGCGGCAGCAGCAGCACCUCGAAGAACAACAGUUUGAACGUAAAAGACAACGUCAUAGCCACCACAUGGAAGGAUGGACCGUACCUGCUGGUUGUUAAGAUUGUGCCCAGUAAACAGGAUGUCAACUGGAAUUUAACAGUUAAAAUAGUGAUGAAAGGCAGCCAUGGCUACAUUUCUAUCACAGAAUGGCCUCUCAUGAUUUUCUACAUGGUGAUGUGCAUAGUGUACAUCCUGUACGCCCUGCUGUGGUUUAUCUGGACAGCGUGCUACUGGAAAGAUCUGCUUAGGAUCCAGUUUUGGAUUGCAGGGGUCAUAUUCCUCGGCAUGGUGGAGAAGGCCGUCUUCUGUGCUGAAUAUGAAAACACCAACGCUGUUGGCUUUGCUUCUCCAGGCUUGUUGAUCUUUGCUGAACUGGUCUCUGCCCUCAAGAGGACUUUGGCUCGAUUGCUUGUCAUAAUUGUCAGCCUUGGCUAUGGCAUUGUAAAGCCUCGACUGGGGACAGUAAUGCACAGAGUUGUGGGGCUCGGCAUCCUCUACUUUGGCUUUGCCAGCAUUGAAGGUGUCCUGAGGAUUUCUGGGGGUCAAGACAAUGGCCCUGUUCUCAUUACAGAAAUUAUUCUGGCUGUGUUUGACUCCUGUGCCAUCUGGUUCAUCUUUGUCAGCCUGGCACAAACCAUCAAGACUCUGAAGCUGAGGAGAAACCCUGUCAAGUUGUCUCUUUACAGACACUUUACAAACACACUGAUAUUUGCUGUCAUUGCUUCCAUCAUUUUCAUGGCGUGGACAGCAAAGAAGUUCAGGCUCGCAGAUUGCCAGUCUGAUUGGAUUGAGCUGUGGGUGGAAGAUGCUUUCUGGAGGUUCUUGUUUUCUGUCAUUCUGUUCGUCAUAAUGAUUUUAUGGAGACCAUCUGCAAACAACCAAAGGUAUGCUUUCACACCUCUCAUUGACGACUCUGACGAUGAGGAGAUUGAGGAGUUUGUCACCUCUACAAACUUUGCUGAUGGCAUAAAGUUGAGAGCUUCUAAAAAUGAGACGAAUGGCACAGUGAGGCCUGCUGAAACAAACCCAGAUGAAGACUUGAAGUGGGUGGAGGAUAAUAUUCCUAGCUCUCUUACUGAUGUAGCUCUACCUGUCCUGCUGGACUCAGAUGAGGAAAUCAUGACGACCAGAUAUGAGAUGUCAAAGCUGGAGUGAGGCAAAACGUUUCCAGCUAUUUGCUGACAAGGAGGGGAGGACAUAGCAGAUAUCCGUGGCUCUGCAGCAGGGUUCUGUCAAGGACUUCCAUUCGGGUGGUGUUAGAGUGCCAUUUAGUUUUUCAGGGGAUCUUCCUGUAUGGUUGCUACUUAGCAAGGUGGAGCAGACCAUGAUUUCGGGGAGCCUCUGCUUAUUUCCUCAUCUGCUCGAGAGCAAAGGACUCUGCCACAGGAAAACUGUCUUUUCACUGACCAACUGGUUCACUAUUUCCCUUCUGAGCCUUUCUUUCCAAAGAGAAUGUUUCAUUUUAUAUUAAGUGCUGUAUUUAUUUCUGUUAUAUUGAUGUAAAUCUAUUUUAUCAGAUAAUUAAGUGUCGUUGGCCUCAUGCAGGAACAUAUGUGUAUAUCUCAGAUGGAAAUGUUCUGGCAUCCUUGGUAUUGGUGUGUGAAUGAGCAUGAGGGGACCGGGCACAAGUGAGUUUUACAAAUUGAAUUUCAAUGUAACUGGGUUCAGUAGUGUAGAAUUGGGGUUUGCUGUCAUGUUUUGAAUCUGUUGUGUCUUCUGAAACGAGGCGCAAUUUGCUGUAUGUAUGUUGAUAUGAAGUCCGUUAUUUAUUUGUGUUUCAAGUGUACUUACAAGUUGUUGAAGUGUGUGCACCCAUGUUUACUCUUAAGUGUGUUUACAACAUGUGCUUCCAUUUUUGUAAAGCAUCGAACCCUGAACAACUUCACAAUGUGUUAGGCAAACCGCAUAGUGACUCGUUCUUAUUUCUUUGCACUGUUUGCCUUCUUUGCUGAUGAACUCAUUGGGUAGGACUCACAGACACCUUAAUAACAUGUUCUUUCAGAUAAGUCUUAAUAUGUUUCAUUUCUGUUAUUAUUAUUUCUUAAAAGACACUGUUUCUUAAGACACACUGUUGCUUUCAUGUGUUGUCUUGAGUGAGCGUAGCAGCAGGAUGUGUAAUCUUGUUUGUCCAGGCCGUUCCGUAACAUGAUACCUUGGUUGUGGGGUUAGCACAAGCACAAGCUCGUCACUGGUUUAAAAUGUCACCGUUCCUUUCUGUUUGGCUUGGAAACCUGGAAUAAUUGUGCUUAUUUUGGCAAACUGUUGUUCUGUUAUAUAAAAGUGCAGACACCUGCAAUGGACCUUGAUUAUUUGUACAGAUGGAUUUUGAGUGAUUCCUGUUAUUUCAUAAUCUUACAGGUGGAGAGGUGUCUGGAUAGUAUGACUUAUCUUUUUUUUGUAUGGGUGUCAUUAAGAACUGGGCUUGAAAUUUUCAUACCAGCAGUUUUAUUCUGUCUUCCUUCUCAGGAAGUGUGCACACUCAGAUUAAAAAUGGAUCGAGUGCAGGAGAAUGUUUGCUUCCUGGUCUGUGUUUCAGUAUUAAUUUGGAAAUAAAAAUACUUAUUUAACUAUG
This is a messenger RNA of Scatophagus argus, 3280 nucleotides long. It is a transcript of the gene tmem87b, whose product is annotated as transmembrane protein 87B. The record is from RefSeq and is a predicted model, not a curated record. The transcript has 19 exons. Gene Ontology annotation, biological process: retrograde transport, endosome to Golgi. NCBI's taxonomy places the organism in Eukaryota, Metazoa, Chordata, Actinopteri, Scatophagidae. Gene Ontology annotation, cellular component: Golgi apparatus; membrane. Bases 142 to 1863 code for a protein of 573 amino acids.